GCUACCAAUGACAUUAUCAUCAGCUGCAUGCCAUCAACCCAUGCAUAUAUUUGCCUAACUUUCUUGUACCUACAGUAUAUUACGAAGCAGGAAGAGAUCAGAAAAUGGCUUUCAACUUGGAUGGUAUCAUUAUUGAAACAGAAAUGCAGGCGAUAAAGAAAGAUUUGCUCAGGAAUUCCACGAAGGGUCAGUGGAAUGGGGUUAUUGAUAUCUAUAAUAAGCACCCAGAAGUUCAUGCGGCAAAGCUCACAAUCAACGAGGACACAGCAUUACACAUAGCUGUCUCCAGUGAUCGAAAAGAGACCGUGGAACAACUUAUGAAAAUAAUUGCUCGUCAUCAUGGAGAAGGCCAAGAGAUACCUAAAUUUAAGAAUAAAGGAGGGAAUACGCCUCUCCAUGUUGCUGCAUCAAUGGGGAGUGUGACUCUAUGCAGAAGCAUAGUUGAAACUGGCCGUCAACUUGGUUUAUCAUUUAUGGAAGCUCGUAAUUGUAAGGGAGAGACUCCGCUUUUCUUGGCAGCACUUUGUGCUAAGAAAGAAGCCUUCAUUUCCGUUCACGAAGUCUACCAGGAGAACAACCUUAACUACAAUGACCUUUCCUGUCGGAGCGAUGAUGAUGAAACUAUUCUUCACGUUGCUAUUGCUACAAAACGUUUUGAUUUGGCAUUAGAAAUAAUUAAACUGUAUCCCGAACUAGUACACUUCGUCAAUAAGCAAGGCUUCUCCCCUCUCCAUGUGCUGGCGAGCGACCCUUCCGCAUUUGAAAGUGCUACCAAGCCUACCAUGUAUGAACUCGUAGUACGGCUCCUUGCUAAAUGUUUUCCCCGCGUCGCCGGAUAUCCAAGAGAUCAUAAACAGGAGCAGGAGCGCAAAUUGGCCGCUUGUAAAGUCAUGAACGAACUUUUAAAACUUUUAGAUCAAGAUGGACCCAACAUGAUCAUUAGGCCUGAGAUGGUGGGGGAUCAAAAGCAGAAAAGCCCAACCAGAAGUACUAGUGGAUUGGGAUCAAAAGAGAAAGGAGGGGAGACGGAGGAUUUAGAGAAUCCUCAAAUACGGAGUUCUCCACGUCAGGAACACCGAGGUUUUCCCUGCGCUGCCGGAUAUCUAAGAGAUGAUAAACAGAAGCGCAAAUUGGCCGCUUGUAAAGUCAUGAAAGAACUAGAAAUUUUAGAUUUAGAUGGAGAAACGGACUCCAACAUGAUCAUUGGGCUUGAAAUGGUGGGGGAUCAAAAGCAAAAAAGCCCAACCGAUGGGAGUACUAGUGGAUUGGUUUCAAUGGCAAGGGAGACACCCAUACUGAUUGCAACAAAGAACGGUAUUACUGAAAUGGUUGAGAAGAUCCUCGAAAUCUUUCCUGAGUCUGUGUAUGACGCGGAUUCUAAUAUGAAGAAUAUAGUGUUAUUGUCUGUGGAGCAUAAGCAACGUCAAGUUUAUGAGCUCUUACUCGACAAGAAGAAGACGAAUAUUAUUCAUGACAGUGUGUUUUGGGAAGUGGACAACGAUGGGAACACUGCAUUGCAUUUGGCUGCGAAGGUAGCGAAUUCUAAUCCUUGGCCAGUUGAUGGACCAGAGCUCCAAAUGAUAUCGGAAAUCAAAUGGUUUGAGGCACGUACAGGGUCAAAUAUAUUCCAUCCUAGCUAGGCUUGAUUGUUUGAUUUUCCUUAAUUUAUGUUUGAAAAGAGAUUUUUGUUGUAUACGUAUCCCAGCAAUCAUAAUAUUUUAGCUCCCUUUUAAUCAAUGCAGGAUGUACAAAAAUCCAUGCCAGAAAGUUACCCUUUUCUUCGCAAUAAGGCGGGCGAAACGCCAACGGAGGUCUUCACCAAAUCACAUGAGGUGCUUGUCGAAGAAGGGAGAAAGUGGAUGAUUGACAUUUCCAGUCAGGCAUGCCCGGUUGCAACGGGUGUCUUUGUCGCCGUUGCUUUCUCCUCGUUAACGAAACUGGAUGUCCAAUUAAACGAAACUAACAAGCGAGACGCAGAACUUCUCCGAUAUACUAUUUUUUCCUCGACGAGCUCAAUCUCCUUCGUCCUUUCAGCGACAGCAGUGCUUUGUUUCCUUCUAAUCAUUGCCUCAUCUUACAGUGAAAGGAGUUUUCGUAGAGAAAACACACUGAGGGUGUUUCUUAGUGGGCUCACUGCGUUUUACGCAUCUGUGAUUCUUUCUUUGGUAUCUUUCCUUUAUGGACAUGUUGCAACGUCCGACCCAUGGCCGAUAUGGCUAGUUUAUUCAAUAAUAAUUAUUCUGGGGCUUUGUCUAGUACCAAAAACGCCAUUGCCGAGUUACGGGAGGCUGUUACGUACGGGCAUACGGGAUGCUGUUAUGUACGGGCAUGCAAGGAGGACUAUCCGCGUCGUUUGACGAGAGUACGUAGUGAUUCCUGCUGGCUUUGUACGUUUGUGUGAAUAAUUAUUUACAGAGAAGCAUUACUGAUUAUACUUCUUCAAGAAUACGAUGUUCCGGCUCAUUAGUACCGAUCAACUACUUUAUAAUGCAUUUGUGUACUGUGUCUUUCUAUUUAAUUAA
Messenger RNA from Carya illinoinensis, 2522 nucleotides. RefSeq lists its product as uncharacterized. Gene Ontology annotation, molecular function: protein binding. The coding region runs from base 105 to 1640 and encodes 511 amino acids. The transcript is spliced from 7 exons. Lineage: Eukaryota; Viridiplantae; Streptophyta; Magnoliopsida; Fagales; Juglandaceae. The record is from RefSeq and is a predicted model, not a curated record.